AUGAGGAGCUGGCUUCGUGAAGGCAAGAAAAUUAGAUUGUUUCAUCUGGUUAAGGCGUUUCAGAUGGCAGAGUGUACAGUAGCCCUAGUAGCAAUGGAGGACAGUGACCGUGAAGCUGACUCAGCAUCUGAUGAUCAGGACUCUAUGCCAGCAUCCCCUGAACCCAAAGCACAUGAAGUGGAACAGCACUUCCCUAAGGAAGACUCUGAUGACUCCGAGCUGGAGAACAUCAUAGGACAUCACCCACCCAAAGAGGGCCACCCGUUCGCCCACCACAGGCUCCAUAAGGGCGAGAGUGAGGGUGAGGGGCAUAGCAGACCCCACACCCCGGGAACACCCACCUACCUGAGGGCCACCACGGUGCCCAGGGGCCCGGGAGAGUUAGAGCACGAGUCCAGACACAUGGCUCAGCGGGGCCACGUGGAGUUUAGCCUGCCGUCUCCUAUCAGCCCCUCCAGACCUAAAAGUCCCUGGGGUCGAUAUGACCCAUACGACUCUACUGAGGAUCAAGAUAAGGAGUAUGUGGGAUUUGCCACUUUGCCAAAUCAGGUUCACCGCAAAUCUGUGAAGAAGGGCUUUGACUUCACUUUAAUGGUAGCUGGAGAGUCUGGUUUAGGAAAAUCCACCCUGGUCAACAGUCUGUUCCUCACAGAUCUCUACAAAGACAGAAAACUGCUGAACGCUGAGGAGAGGAUCACUCAGACGGUGGAGAUCACAAAACACACAGUGGACAUUGAAGAGAAGGGCGUCAAACUCAAACUCACUAUCGUGGACACACCAGGAUUUGGAGAUGCUGUCAAUAACACUGAAUGCUGGAAGUCAGUGGCAGAUUACAUUGAUCAGCAGUUCGAGCAGUACUUCAGAGACGAGAGUGGACUGAACCGCAAGAACAUUCAGGAUAAUCGCGUGCACUGCUGCCUUUACUUCAUUUCACCCUUCGGUCACGGUUUGAGGCCUCUGGAUGUGGAGUUCAUGAAAGCUCUCCACGAGAAGGUCAACAUUGUUCCUGUACUAGCUAAAGCAGACACACUCACCCCGACUGAAGUCAAGAAGAAGAAGAUCAAGAUUCGAGAGGAGAUCGAGCAAUACGGGAUCAAGAUCUAUCAGUUUCCAGACUGUGAUUCGGAUGAAGAUGAGGACUUCAAACAACAAGACCAGGAGCUCAAGGACAGUAUUCCCUUCGCUGUGAUUGGCAGUAACACAGUAGUGGAGGCGAAAGGCAAGAGGGUUCGAGGCCGUCUGUACCCCUGGGGUAUUGUAGAAGUGGAGAAUCCAGCACACUGUGACUUUGUGAAGUUGAGGAACAUGCUGGUACGAACACACAUGCAGGAUCUGAAGGAUGUGACACGGGAAACUCACUAUGAGAACUACAGAGCGCACUGCAUUCAGAGCAUGACACGCAUGGUGGUGAAGGAGCGCAACCGCAACAAAUUGACCCGGGAGAGUGGCACAGACUUCCCCAUUCCAAUGGUGACCGGCGUCACUGACAACGAGACGGAGAAGUUGAUCCGUGAGAAAGACGAGGAGUUGCGACGGAUGCAGGAGAUGCUGCAGAAGAUUCAAGAGCAGAUGCACACACAGAAAGAGGCAUAUUAACAAUGUGUCAUUCUGCUCUUAAGCACUGCCCCUGACCACACCCACCAGAGUUGCCCCUCCCCCUCCAGCACCUUCACUGUGAUAUCUGUCGAAUUACUGCAGUAUAUGAGAACUGGAGCCAGUACCACUGCUCCUUAUACUCAUAUUAUGCAGCCUUUUAUGCCGGGUUCACACAUCCUCCGUGAGCGGCGUGGUCGCGUUGGACGUUCACAUUGGCUGCGUCUCUUCCGCGAGAAACAGCAGCACCUCUGUGCAGAAAAUUAUGUUAUCUAUGGGGUCCUACGCCAAAUGUAUUCUUUAAUAAGGUCAUAAUAAGCUGAGGUUAUUGCUGCUUCAAGGACAACAGCGGGCAGUCACAUGCAAUUCAUCUUUAUCAGCACACUUGGUUGUGAUUGGUUAAUUUUGUGUCUAUACUGUACGGCAGUUUAUUAAUUCUUUAUUUUAUUGAGUUUACUUGCAUGCAGACAUAUAAAUUGUAGUGUACUAUAGGUUCAGUUUGAAUAAUUUAGAUUUUUUAAAAAAAAAAAUUGUGUCUUUUCUAUAAUCUCCUGAUUAUUUUAGUGUUGUACUGCACCCAGAGCCACUGAUCUCAGCAUGAGCCACAUGGCAAAAAUAGGGUCAACGCCGAAACUAUUCACUCAAUGCCGUGUCUCGGACGCGCCACCUUACGACUCACCCUUGCAGUGCGAUCGGUGUAAUCCGUUAAUAUGGACGGCGAAAUGAAUACGCCCCGCUCACAGAGGAUGUGUGAACCUGGCGGGGCACCAGAAACUCCACUGACUGCCCUUCCUUGCACAUUAUACAUUAUUCAAGGACCCGAUAGAAGUCGCGGAACACAGACGAUCACCUCGCAGCGCGCACCACGUCAGAUUAUUACCUCGUGCACCCCCCUCUGUUUAGGGCAUCAGUUUGGCCCGCGCCGGCCUUGUCUAGAGCUUAGUGCACGUGAUGACCAUAUCAAUGAAGACACAUUUUGUUUGUGCAUUCACAUUUACAAUUCCAGAAAUAGAGUAAACAGUUUAUACAUUUGAAUCUCAUGAAUACAUGCCGGGUCAUAUUUCACCCAAAAAUCAAAAAACACAUUAAGAAAUUUUAUUUUGCAGUAAGAAAAUGAAGUCUAUUUUAGGACUAUUAAGAUUUUUUGCAUUGUGACAUAAUUUUAUGGACAAUUAAACAAAUUUUCCUAAAUUUUCAAACCUUUCCCAAAAUUCUAAUUACUAUAUUAUGAAAAAAAAAAAAAAAAAAAAAAAAAUCUAAUUCUCAUACUGUAAUGCAAUACAAAAAUAAUGAUAUCUUAUUUAAAUUAUAUAAUUAAUUUAGACAGAUAUUAAUAUUUAAAAUGUCUUACAAUAUUUCUUUCUUUUUUUUUCUUUUUUUUUUUUUUAUACAAUAAUGACUGACAGGAAUGAGAAUGGAAAUCACCAUUGAGAAUAAUGAUAAUUACAAAAUAAAAAUAAAACUGUAAACUUCCCAGAUGUAUUACGUAAUCAGAAUGAUUAAUGUUUUAUAAUAUAAAAUAGUUUAAUAAUUUAAAUAUAUAUAUAUAUAUAUAUAUAUAUUGAUGUAUAUUUAAGUACAUUUCCCCAAAUUCAAAAAUAAAAAUAAUAAAAAAAAAUCUCAUUCUCAUUACUGCAAUGCGUCUGGGAGGUUUACGUUUGAGAUUUGUUUUUCUUUUAUUCUUUUUUCUUUUCUUUUUUUCAGAUUUUGCGGUAAUUCUCAUUAUUACGAAGGGAAUUUAUUUUCUGAAAUAGUUUUGUAUUCUUUUGCAAUUAUUUGGGGUUUCGUGGUUUUGCUAUAGUGAUAUUAUAUUAACCAUGACUGUAGUAACUCUGGUUAGUAUUUUGUUUACUGUAGUUUUACUACAAAUACCAUGUUUAAACAAUGGUUACUGUAAUAAUACCCUAGUUAAUUUUCAUAAGGGUUAACCAUAGUUUUACUACAUUAACCAUUGUUGAACUAUGGUCACCAUGAAAUUAUGAUUUUUACUAAAACCAUGGUAAAUGUUGUGAUUAAUAUGGUUUUACUACAAAUACCAUUGUUCAGCUAUGGUUACUGUAAUAAUCAGUAGUUAAUGUAUUGCAAGAGAAUACAGAAUGUAUUGUGAGGGAACGCAAAACUAUAUUCGAAAAAACUUAAUUCCCACCCUAUUUCUUAAUAGUAAUUUUUAUUAGAUUCUCAUACCGUAACACAGUCAUCAUUCUAUUACAGUAAAAAAAAAAAAAAAAAAAAAAAAAAAA
Messenger RNA from Myxocyprinus asiaticus (Chinese sucker), 3833 nucleotides. RefSeq names its product septin-4. Gene Ontology annotation, cellular component: synaptic vesicle; septin complex; cell division site. Gene Ontology annotation, biological process: cytoskeleton-dependent cytokinesis; regulation of exocytosis. Gene Ontology annotation, molecular function: molecular adaptor activity; GTPase activity; GTP binding. The record is from RefSeq and is a predicted model, not a curated record. Lineage: Eukaryota; Metazoa; Chordata; Actinopteri; Cypriniformes; Catostomidae. The coding region runs from base 1 to 1596 and encodes 531 amino acids. The transcript has 13 exons.